Molecule: messenger RNA, 1195 nt
Organism: Trichoplusia ni (cabbage looper)
Lineage: Eukaryota; Metazoa; Arthropoda; Insecta; Lepidoptera; Noctuidae
Exons: 4
Coding region: 413-1180 (255 amino acids)
Source: RefSeq, a predicted model, not a curated record
CGAUGGAGCUUGACAUGAGUGCCAAGGUAACAUAGAAAGGACUAAAAGGCCCCUUAUAAAUAGGUGUAGUUAUCACUAAGAUCAAUUUGCAAUCGGGGUUUACGGUAAUUUGCUCGAUACUUUUGGGAACCGUUAAAACAAAUAAAAUUUCGUUACAUCAGAUAUCAUUUAUUUUCUACGGAUUAGUCUUUAUAAGGCAGAUGUUUAAGACCCAAUUUAGACUUUCGUAUAAGGAGUGGUCAUUGCCUAAGCAUUUAUAUAGAAAUAUUUCACUCCUGCGUGGGAGCCCCAAAGUCGUGGUAACAAUAGUGAUAUAGUGCGACCGUCAGAAACAAGUCAGACUUAUGCGAAAAGUGUUGGUUUAAAAAAUAUUUCAAUUAUUUAAUUAUACAGUUAAUAAUAUUGAUAAAAUAUGAUUGCCGUAGAAAAAUAUAUUUACAUUUUCUCAUCGGUGUUGUUGAUAGUGGUUCAGUUAAAUGCGGUGACAGUGAAUCCUGGUCUGUGUCCGACGAACAAGAUAGCUCCACAUCGUCGACAAGCUGACUGGGAACAGAGCGGGCCACGGACCUUCGGUUUGAUACACGACUUGUUUGUACCACCCCGGCGGCCACAGAAACCCAAUCCGUAUAACGAUUUAGAAGAACCACCUCAGGAGGAAGAUCCGGAAGAUUGUGGAGAAAUAGAAGAUUACGAUGAAACGGAUCUAAGCUCUAUUACACCAGGCGGCCAGAAGAAAAAGCAGGAUAGGAACGAUCGUUACUUUUUCGGCAAUGACUAUAUUAAUUCUCAAAACCAAUACCCAGGACAAAAUCAAUAUCCUUCAUCGCCAUAUCGUCCACUCAGACCAACAAGGCCUCCUUACAAUUUUGAAGGGAAUUAUGGCUCGAAUUACUAUAGACCUUCAUCAAAUCACAUAAAACCAGUUCAAGAAAAUUAUUACGACAGACCACAGUCAGUUUAUCGGCCGGGUGUUAUUGGUGGUGCUCUUGGGCACAUAGUUGGAUACCCCACUGUUAGACCCACCACUGAAGAUCCGAUACGCAGAAAGCACGGGUACCACGUCCGUUUCCCGAAAAACGACGCGCAUAUUAACAGAAGACUCAGCAGGUCACAGCCCUCUCAACAAACGCAUCAUGCUCCAAACAUUUUCGGAUCAUUUUUCGACCUCUUAUUCCAUUAAAUUAUGAUGACAUUA